This is a messenger RNA of Rotaria sp. Silwood2, 1548 nucleotides long. The record is from the annotation of a GenBank genome assembly. Lineage: Eukaryota; Metazoa; Rotifera; Eurotatoria; Philodinida; Philodinidae.
AUGUCUUCGAAACAUUCAAAAUUCAAAGGCUCUGAUCUGAAGGAGGCAUCAGCUGUACCAAGUGAAUUUUAUUUUGCAUGUCGAAAUAAUGAAAUUGAUAAAGUUAAGGCUAUGCUGCCAAAACUAAAGCUGAAAGAAAUUGAUCAAAUAGAACCAAAUGGUUCAACAGCUUUGCAUGCUGCUGCUUACUAUGGGCACAAAGAAAUAGUCAAGAUGCUUCUGUCGAAAGGUGCUAAACGUACGAUAAAAAAUAAACAUGGUCUGACGCCGGCUGAGGAAGGAAAAGAUGAAGGUAUUAAAAAAAUGUUACAGACUGCUGAUGAAUCUAAAUCAAAAGCAGAAAGUUCUCCUAAGAAUGAAAAUAGUGCUGGAUUUGAAUGGAUUUUCCUCAAAGGUGAUCCUUCAGUCUAUGCAUCGUUCAAUCGUGAAAGUUUAUGGAAAUGCAACUCAGAUGAAGAAUUCCAGCGUUUGUGUCGUGGCAUUCGAGAUAAAUAUAUUCACGAAGAUGGACCUCUGAAUAGUUUGGACGGCAUCGAAGAAGUUCGUAAAUAUAUUGACAAAGCCAUUAGUAAAAAUGAACCAAAGUACGUCGCUCGGGCUUAUACAGCGAACACUGGUUUCUACAAUCGACUCAAUAGAGAUUUGUCUCAGUUACCUACUAAAUGGUCGGGAGAGAAACAGGAACGGAAUUUUGCAUCGAUAUUGUUAUUUCAUCGUGUAUUUAAGCCUUAUGCAUAUCGAGGUGAAACACAUCGCGGCAUGACAAUGUCUUUGGAAGAUCUUAAUCAGUAUGUUGUCGAUUCGGUGUUCAUGAACAAGACAUUCUUGAGUUCAUCAACAAAUCGAUCAGAAGCUGAAUGGUUUUCUGGUUUGAGUAAAUCAUCAUCAGAUAUUCCGGUGAUUUGCAAGUAUACCAUUAACAACAUCAGUACAGCUUUAAAGAUUGAAGAAUUUUCAAAAUUCAAAAAAGAACAAGAAGUUCUUAUUCUGCCCUAUGCCGUUUUUAAAGUAAAGAAUGUUCAAAAAUCAGAAGGAAAAAAAGGUCCCAUGGUGGAAAUUGAUGUCGAAGAACAAGAUCAGGAUGACGAUGAUGAUAACGAAGAAGACUUUGCAAACAAUCAAGUAAAAAUAAUUAAGAAAGAGAAACACCAGAAAAUAGUAACGCAAAAAUGCAUCACGGUACAUAAAGUUGGAUAUGAUGCUGGUUCAAACGAUAAUUUCGAAAAGAUCUGGAAAAAUGCAAAAGAAAAAGGGCAAAUCGAUUUAUCUGACCUCGACGGUGUUAUGAAUGCCAACAGUGAUGUUACUGCUUGGAAACAGAAGAAGGUGAGUGUGCACAACGAUCUCAAACAUGGUAAAUUUGGAGGCAAUGCCAUAACUAUUAAACAUAAAGAUUUAAAUAUGAACAGUGAUGAUGAUGAAGAAAGUCCCAAUAUGAUACAUGCAUCCAACCACCAGAGCUACACCGUAGUCAAAAAAUUCAAUGGAAAAGAGUCAUUUGACAUGAAAAAGAUGUUAAAAGGUUUUGACUCUGACAAUGAUGAUUAG